UAAUAUAUAUGCUUAUAUACAUACAUAAAUGUGUGCAUACAACAGAAUAAAGUGCGUACAUAAAAAUAAUGUACAGUACGCAUAUCAACAUACGCACAUCACAUAUCAACAUGAGAAUACGACAGAAUUCCCGCCAAAUUCUUCCCGUCUGUUUGUAUGAAAGCCAAUAGUGAAUGAAGUGAAAUUUUGUGCAGACAAAUUGAUUCUAUCAAUAAUUAAAGAAUGGAUGCUGGUGAUGCAAAUACUGCUCGUAUACGUGUACCUGACGAAGUUGGAAUUAAAUGUCAAAAGUUAUUUCAAGAUUUCCUUGAAGAAUUUAAAGAAGAUGGAAUUGUAAAAUAUCUUGAACCAGCAAAAGAGCUUGUAAGUCCAGAACAUUGUACGUUAGAAGUGACUUUUGAUGAUGUAGAUGAAUACAAUCAAGUACUUUCAACAACUAUAGUGGAAGAGUAUUACAGGGUUUAUCCAUAUCUAUGUCAAGCAGUAUAUAAUUUUGUCAAAGAUGUAACAGAAUUAAGAAAAGAGAAAGAAUGUUAUGUAAGUUUUGUAGAAGUACCAACCAGACAAAAAUUAAGGGAAUUAAAUGCAUCAAAAUUAGGAACAUUGAUACGUAUAUCUGGACAAGUAAUACGAACACAUCCUGUCCAUCCAGAAUUAGUACUUGGUACAUUUAUUUGCAUGGAUUGCAAUGCAGUUAUCAAAAAUGUAGAACAACAGUUCAAGUUUACAAAUCCAACGAUUUGCCACAAUCCAGUUUGCAGUAACAGGCGACGUUUUAUGCUAGAUGUGGACAAUUCAAUAUUUGUAGAUUUUCAAAAGAUCAGAGUACAGGAAACCCAAGCAGAAUUACCUAAGGGUUGCAUUCCACGCUCACUUGAAAUAAUUCUAAGAUCAGAAGCAGUAGAAACAAUACAAGCAGGAGAUAGGUAUGACUUUACAGGCACUAUGAUAGUUGUGCCAGAUGUGGGAGUUCUUUCCCUACCAGGUAUAAAAGCAGAUAGUAGUUCGAGACGCCAAAAGCCUGCUGAACAGGGAGAAGGUGUAACAGGCUUGAAAGCACUGGGAACUAGAGAAUUGACAUAUAAAACUGCGUUUCUGGCCUGCAGCGUUACACCUACAAGUUUCAGGUUUGGCGGAACGGAGACAAACAUGGAAGAAAUAUCGCAAGAAAUGAUGAAGAAACGAAUGACCGAAGCGGAAUGGAAUCGUAUAUAUGAAAUGAGUCGCGAUAAAAAUCUUUAUCAGAAUCUCGUUAAUAGUUUAUUUUCUUCGAUACACGGUAACGAUGAAGUUAAAAAGGGGAUUACUCUAAUGCUUUUUGGUGGAGUUGCCAAAACAACAUUAGAAGGCACUUCAUUGCGAGGAGAUGUAAAUUGUUGUAUUGUUGGCGACCCUAGUACAGCAAAAUCUCAAUUCUUGAAGAGUGUUGCAGAAAUUACUCCUAGAGCAAUUUACACUUCGGGAAAAGCGUCUACAGCAGCUGGUUUAACUGCUGCUGUAGUAAGAGACGAAGAAUCUCCAGAUUUUGUUAUAGAAGCAGGUGCUUUGAUGCUUGCAGAUCAAGGUAUUUGUUGUAUAGAUGAAUUUGAUAAAAUGGAUCCUAAGGAUCAGGUAGCUAUACACGAAGCUAUGGAACAACAAACAAUUUCGAUAGCCAAGGCUGGUGUGAGAGCCACUCUAAAUGCUCGAACAUCAAUAUUAGCAGCGGCUAAUCCCGUUGGUGGGCGGUAUGAUAGAAAAAAAUCUUUACAACAAAAUGUUCAAUUAACAGCCCCUAUCAUGUCUAGAUUUGAUUUAUUCUUUAUAAUAGUUGAUGAAUGCAAUGAAGUUGUAGAUAACGCGAUAGCAAAAAGAAUAAUAGAUUUGCAUUGUGAUAAUUGGCAAGAUUUUGAGACUGUAUACUCGCAAUCAGAGAUUGUGAGAUAUAUUAAUUUUGCUAAACACUUCAAACCUAUAUUAAACCAGGAAGCUGCAGACUUCUUAAUUGAUAGUUACACAACACUUAGACAAAAAACUGGUAGUGGUUCUGGAAAAUGGAAAGUUACUGUCCGACAGUUAGAGAGCCUUAUCAGAUUAUCAGAAGCUAUGGCUAAAUUAGAAUGCUCAGAUGAAGUUACUGUAAGACACGUUAGAGAAGCGAAACGUUUGCUAAGCAAAAGUAUUGUUACUGUUGAACAACCAGACAUAGAUUUAGAAGAAGCUGAAGAUGGAAAUCUGGAUGUCAAUAUGGAUGAUGCUCCACCACUUAUGGCUGCUCUAAAUGCAAUAGAUAAUACUGAUGAUAACGCAAUUGAUACACAACAAACACAAGAAGUACAGAAGAAAAAGUUAACAAUGUCUUUCGAAGAGUAUAAGAGCUUAUCCAACAUGUUAAUAUUGUACAUGAGAAACGAAGAAACUCGAGCUGAAACAUUUCCUACAGACGAAAACAAAGGUGGAUUAAGAAAAACAGAAUUAGUAGCUUGGUACCUUGAUCAAAUACAAGAUCAGAUAGAUUCAGAAGAAGAAUUAUUAGAAAGGAAGAACUUCAUUGAAAAAAUUAUUGAUAGACUAACAUAUCAUGAUCAAAUUAUAAUACCUCUGCAUACAACUGGACUUGGACGAAAAGAUAAGGGUGAAGAAGAUGAAGAUGAUCCUUUGCUUGUUGUACAUCCUAAUUAUAUUAUUGAUGUUUAAUUUACAUUUUAAAAAUAGCUAAUGAAGGCAGAUUUUGAAAAUCUCAAUACUAUUUUACUUAGAGGACGAUCAAUAUUUUUUAUGUAACAAUCUGUAAUUAUAUUCAUCAAAUUACAUCAUUCAUGAAAUUAAAGCGAUGCAGUUCUAAAUUAAAUGUUCUACAAUUGAAUUUUGACAAAUUUUUACUGUUAAUAAGUCGAGAAUAUGUUAUCAUUAGAUUUGUACUUUUUAAAAUAAAUAUUGUCGACAUAUAA
Molecule: messenger RNA, 2930 nt
Organism: Megalopta genalis
Lineage: Eukaryota; Metazoa; Arthropoda; Insecta; Hymenoptera; Halictidae
Gene: Mcm6
Product: minichromosome maintenance 6
Biological process (GO): DNA replication initiation; mitotic DNA replication; double-strand break repair via break-induced replication
Cellular component (GO): nucleus; MCM complex
Molecular function (GO): ATP binding; single-stranded 3'-5' DNA helicase activity; single-stranded DNA binding
Source: RefSeq, a predicted model, not a curated record